AUGAAAGAAGUCAUCAAUCUUGCCGGCCCGACGGCGAAAAUCGUCGACAGCCCAAUCCCCGAACCCAACGACGACCAGGUCCUCAUCAAGGUAGUCGUCAGCGGCUCCAAUCCUAAAGACUGGAAAUGCCCAGACCUUGCAGCGGAUCCCAACAGUCCCAUUCUUCAGCUGUAUCCUCGAUUGAGUGAGGGGGUUAACCAAGGAGAUGAUAUUGCCGGGAUCGUGGAGAAGGUCGGCAAGAAUCCUGGCGACCGCGUCGGUGCCUUCCACGAAAUGAUUGCUGUCGGCGGAUCCUACGCCGAGUAUGCCAUUGCCUACAGCCACACGACGUUCCAUUUGCCCAAGGAAAUCUCAUUCGAAGAGGCGGCGACCAUCCCGUUGGCCGGACUGACGGCAGUGAUCGCUCUUUAUCAUCAUCUGGCGCUGCCAUUUCCCUGGAAGCCCGCGGAAGAGGCCAUUCCCUGCGUUAUUUAUGGCGGAAGCACGGCGGUCGGCGCCUUCGCCAUCAAACUCUUGCGACGGAGUAAUGUGCACCCUAUCAUUGCCGUGGCGGGCAAUGGCGCCUCGUACAUUGAGCCAUUACUCGACCGGAGCAAGGGCGACACUAUCGUCGACUACCGCAACGGCUCCGAGCAAACCAUCCAGGGCAUCCGCGACGCUCUCCGCGGAAAGGGGUUGAAGCAUGUCUUGGACACCAUCGUCCAAGAUCAAACUACGCAGAUCCUGAAGUCUGUUCUUGCGCCCGGGGGUAAUGUCAAUGCCGUCCUUGGGGGCGAGCGAGAUGUUUCCCCGGGGGUGGCGACGAACACCUGGGUCUCCUCUGCCCACGAAGCCGCUGGAGGGAACGAUUGCCGGGAACUUGCCUACAUCUUCUCUCGCUGGUUCUCGCGAGAGCUGCAGCUCGGCUUACAGGGAGAAGCACUUGCGUUCUCGGGUCAUCCGUACGAGGUGCGACCUGGAGGAUUGCACGGGGUCCGAGAUGCUCUCCAGGACCUGAAGGACAACAAGGCGUCCGCGGUGAAAUAUGUGUUCCGCAUUGCAGACACGCCGGGAUUGACGUGA
Aspergillus affinis is the source of this 1062-nucleotide messenger RNA. RefSeq names its product zinc-binding alcohol dehydrogenase family protein. NCBI's taxonomy places the organism in Eukaryota, Fungi, Ascomycota, Eurotiomycetes, Eurotiales, Aspergillaceae. Gene Ontology annotation, molecular function: oxidoreductase activity, acting on NAD(P)H. The transcript has 3 exons. The record is from RefSeq and is a predicted model, not a curated record. The coding region runs from base 1 to 1062 and encodes 353 amino acids.